UAGUUGAUCGGUGAGCACAAAAAAAGAAAAAAAUAAAUAAUCGCAAAAGAAUUGAAGAAGAAAGUAUCACGAUUACGAUUUCAAUAGCUCAAAAAGUCUGACUCUUUCUGGGCUCUCUCUUCUCGGGUGUCUCCAAUUGAAGAAGGAAACCUCACCCAUUUGAAGAAUUAGGACGUCAAAGUUUGAGUGAGUUUCCAUGGUAUUACAAAACCUAGAUGGGUGUUUUCUCUUCUGACAACUAAAGGUCAUAACCACCUUAAUCUACCCAUUCAUGGAACAAUCAUCAGCUCAUCAUCUACCCCAAAAUGACCACAUCAUUGACAUUCCAAGCUCCUCUUCUCAUCACGUUUUGGAUGAGGAAGAGGAGAGACCUUCUACUGCUUCUGUCUCUCACCCAGUUACAGCUUCUUCCUCUUCUUCUGUGCGGUCGAAUCCUAGAACCCCACGUCGCAGACGCAGUCCUUUGAACUCUGGCCUAUGGAUUUCCAUUGAGCUACUCCUCACUCUCGGCCAGAUCAUUGCAGCUAUAGUCGUUUUGUCUUUGUCUAAACACGAGCAUCCGCGUGCACCCUUGUUUGCUUGGAUUGUUGGUUACGCCUGUGGAUGCGUUGCAACGCUCCCUCUCCUGUACUGGAGAUAUUACCACCAUUCCAGUCACCCCUCUGAACAGGAUUCUGCACAGCAUCAUCGUCCUAAUCUUAACGUUGCAGCUGGGCCAUUCGCCUUCUCCAUAUCCAGGUCAUCUGAAGGAGGAGAUGCUCGACAGACCAACAACAACAACACGUCUUCUCGUGGUGGUAGUAGAUACCCUGGCUUCAUAAGCGCUGCCAGGCUAAAAGUUCUUAUGGAGUACUUCAAAAUGGCUCUGGAUUGCUUCUUUGCGAUAUGGUUUGUGGUAGGUAACGUCUGGAUAUUCGGAGGGCAUUCAUCUGCAUCCGAGGCUCCUAACUUGUACAGGUUAUGUUUAGUGUUUCUCACCUUUAGCUGUAUUGGCUACGCCAUGCCUUUCAUCCUCUGCACAACUAUAUGUUGUUGUUUGCCGUGCAUUAUCUCUAUUCUCGGAUACAGAGAAGAUUUAACUCAACCCCGUGGUGCUACAACUGAGUCGAUAAACGCAUUGCCUACCCAUAAGUUUAAGCUGAAGAAAAGCAGAAGUGGUGGUUCGAGUAGUAGCGAAGGUGGAGUUGUGGCGGCUGGAACAGAUAACGAACGUGCCAUUUCAGGAGAAGACGCUGUCUGUUGCAUUUGCUUAGCGAAAUAUGCGAAUAACGAAGAGUUAAGAGAGCUUCCUUGUUCACAUUUCUUCCACAAAGACUGCGUUGACAAGUGGCUGAAGAUCAAUGCCAGUUGCCCUCUUUGCAAGAGUGAAGUUGGGGAGAAGAACUCUGAUCUGACAAGUCAGGGGGUCUUAACCUCCCUCUCUUCUGGGGAAGAGGGUAACGCUCAACAACAAAGGAAUGAACAUAGAGUUGAUAACGGUUUGGCCCACAGCAUCAUCUAGACAUUUGCUCGAUGUUAGAGAAAAUGGUACACAGCGAUACACAAAACGGCGUUUGCUUCUGAGCCUCAUCGUUAAGAAGAAUUGCCUUUUUUGCUUUUGUAAAUUAAAACCCUCUCAACACGUAGGAGAGUUUUGAAAAUCAGUGAUUUGAGUUUGCGUGUGUUCUAGAUACUUUUUUUUGUUUGUUUGUUUAUUCUCUGAAUCUUAUCACGAACAGAAGAACCUUUAUACGAGAGCCAGAGGGCUCUUUCAAUA
Brassica oleracea var. oleracea is the source of this 1756-nucleotide messenger RNA. RefSeq names its product E3 ubiquitin-protein ligase At1g63170-like. The coding region runs from base 272 to 1501 and encodes 409 amino acids. Gene Ontology annotation, molecular function: zinc ion binding. NCBI's taxonomy places the organism in Eukaryota, Viridiplantae, Streptophyta, Magnoliopsida, Brassicales, Brassicaceae. The transcript has 5 exons. The record is from RefSeq and is a predicted model, not a curated record.